AUGAUGAUAACCACCGACCACGUGUACACAACAGCACGUGGAGGACAACCACCGACCACGUGUACACAACAGCACGUGGAGGACAACCACCGACCACGUGUACACAACAGCACGUGGAGGACAACCACCGACCACGUGUACACAACAGCACGUGGAGGACAACCACCGACCACGUGUACACAACAGCACGUGGAGGACAACCACCGACCACGUGUACACAACAGCACGUGGAGGACAACCACCGACCACGUGUACACAACAGCACGUGGAGGACAACCACCGACCACGUGUACACAACAGCACGUGGAGGACAACCACCGACCACGUGUACACAACAGCACGUGGAGGACAACCACCGACCACGUGUACACAACAGCACGUGGAGGACAACCACCGACCACGUGUACACAAGGGCACGUGGAGGACAACCACCGACCACGUGUACACAACAGCACGUGGAGACCAACCACCGACCACGUGUACACAACAGCACGUGGAGACCAACCACCGACCACGUGUACACAAGAGCACGUGGAGAGCACCCACCGACCACGUGUACACAACAGCACGUGGAGACCAACCACCGACCACGUGUACACAAGAGCACGUGGAGAGCAACCACCGACCACGUGUACACAAGGGCACGUGGAGACCAACCACCGACCACGUGUACACAAGAGCACGUGGAGGACAACCACCGACCACGUGUACACAAGAGCACAUGGAGGACAACCACCGACCACGUGUACACAAGGGCACGUGGAGGACAACCACCGACCACGUGUACACAAGGGCACGUGGAGGACAACCACCGACCACGUGUACACAAGGGCACGUGGAGGACAACCACCGACCACGUGUACACAAGAGCACGUGGAGACCAACCACCGACCACGUGUACACAAGGGCACGUGGAGACCAACCACCGACCACGUGUACACAACAGCACGUGGAGACCAACCACCGACCACGUGUACACAACAGCACGUGGAGACCAACCACCGACCACGUGUACACAACAGCAUGUUUGAUUUUUUUGUCUAUAAGCCCCUAUGA
This is a messenger RNA of Procambarus clarkii (red swamp crayfish), 1056 nucleotides long. Lineage: Eukaryota; Metazoa; Arthropoda; Malacostraca; Decapoda; Cambaridae. The record is from RefSeq and is a predicted model, not a curated record.